AUGACACUACCUGUGCCUUCGUAUAAUCUGUGGAUAUUCUAUCUAUCUAUCUAUCUAUCUAUCUAUCUAUCUAUCUAUGUUCUAUUCACAUCUCUCUCUCUCUCUCUCUCUAUCUAUCUAUCUAUCUAUUUCAGUCUAUUCACAUCUAUCUAUCUAUCUAUCUAUCUAUCUAUCUAUCUAUCUAUCUAUCACAGUUUAUUCACGUCUAUCUAUCUAUAUUUGGUCGAUCAGAUAGAUAAAUCUUCUAUCUAUCUCAGUCUCUUCACAUCUCUCUCUCUCUUUCUCUAUCUAUCUAUCUAUCUAUCUAUCUAUCUAUCUAUCUCAGUCUAUUCACAUCUAUUUCAGUCUAUUCACAUCUAUCUAUCUCAGUCUAUUCACAUCUAUCUGUCUAUCUAUCUAUCCCAGUCUAUUCUAUCUAUCUAUCUAUCUAUCUAUCUAUCUAUCUAUCUAUCUAUCUAUCUAUCUAUAUUUGGUCGAUCAGAUAGAUAA
Messenger RNA from Acanthosepion pharaonis, 489 nucleotides. The record is from the annotation of a GenBank genome assembly. Lineage: Eukaryota; Metazoa; Mollusca; Cephalopoda; Sepiida; Sepiidae.